Messenger RNA from Spodoptera littoralis (African cotton leafworm), 1371 nucleotides. The record is from the annotation of a GenBank genome assembly. NCBI's taxonomy places the organism in Eukaryota, Metazoa, Arthropoda, Insecta, Lepidoptera, Noctuidae.
AUGAUUGCGAGGCCGUGGACAGACGACUUACCGAAAUGCAAAAAUUCUUGUGUCGCAUCAUAUUUUUCGAGAUUGGGAGGAGGAAAUACAAAUACCACUGAUGAUUACCUGUGUUUUUACUGCCAGACUGAAGAUAAUUUUUCCCUCUAUGGAGUCUUUGAACCACACAAUGGGCUGGACGCAGCAAGGUUCAUCAUGCAGAGGAUGGCUGCUGAGAUACUGUUCCCGCCACCAUCAGCUAACACUGACGAGGAGAUUAGAGAAAGACUGAGGAACGCAUUUAUAUCAGUAGAGAAAGCGUACAUAGAGAACUAUGACGGUAUGAUAGCGGAGAGAACAAGUCUACAGUAUCAGCUGCAGACACUUAAUGAAACACAGGUAUCCCAAAACUACAACAUCUUGGCCCGUCUAAAGGAGAUAGACGUACACCUGUCAGGCGGUGCAGCGGUAGUGAUAGCACUGGUACACGCCAACAAACUGUUCGUGGCACACGUGGGGGACACCAGGGCGUUACUCUGCAGGACUGAUGACAACGCAGUGCUGAGGGUCGUGCAACUCACCGUGGAUCAUAGUUUGAAUAAUGAAGAUGAGUUGUUGCGGUUACAGCAGUUGGGACUUGAUGUUAAUAAAUUGAGGAAUUCACAAUACCUGGGCAACCAGACCGGUACGCGAUGCCUGGGUAACUACCUAGUCAAAGGACUAUACAAGGCCUUCCCUACAAUCAGUGCUGCCGUCACAGAGCCGGUCAUAGCAGCUCCUGAAAUACAUGGGCCUAUUAUACUGGACGAGUCUUGCAGAUUCCUAGUCCUAGUAAGCGCAGGAGUGUACAAGCGCAUUCAAGAAGCUAAAGGCAGCUACGAACAAACCAACAAGCAGUUAGCACAGAUAAUAGUAGAGAACUUCAGAAAACAGGACUUUAGGAUGGUCAGCCAAUCAGUGCUUGAGGAAAUUGAGCAAGAAUUCGUAUCUUACUGCGUUAAGAAUAGUCUUACACCUAAACCAAACACACACAUGUCAUUAUUGAUAAGAAAUUUCAAUUUUUUGCCCACAAAUGAAGAUGAAAUCCCACCAACUCACAGUGUAACGAAAAACGCGUCAGUCCGAUUCAAUCCGAUUGUUCAAUCAAAAUCGAACACGUUACUCAACGAAAUCGAUUCUGAAAUUUACUCGUCUGGCACAAACGAGAUUGAGACGACGAACGAUUCUAAUAUCGAUACUAAUCGGUCUAUUGAAUCGACUUCGGAUAUCUAUCCUGUGGGCAGGCCGUUUGAUAGGGAUCGGAAAAUCAAGGGUUAUGUUGACUUUUCAUGUUAUUUUGAAAAUGUGGCUAAGGCUAGGAAGAAUGGGACAUUGCCUGAUUUUAUUAAAUGA